AUGUCUGACCCCUUUCAUUUUGACUUGAUCAUACGGAACGGGACCGUAGUCAAUGCCUCUGACGAGACCCAGUGCGAUAUCGGGGUGAGAAAUGGGGUGGUCACUUGCCUCGGCAAGAACCUGCCUGUACCGGAGGGGUGCAAGGUGAUAGAUGCAGAGGGAGGGUGGAUCACACCUGGAGGGGUCGACUCACACGUCCACAUCGGCCAGAAUCAGGGCAAUGCCCAGAGCGCCGAUGAUUGGACGACCGGUACAAGAGGCGCUAUCGCCGGCGGGACUACCACUGUCGUGGCUUUUGCGGUUCAGGUGCGAGGUGAGAAGGUCAUGCCUGCAGUUGAGGCGUACUAUGAUCUGGCGGACGGCAAGACGCACUGCGACUAUUCAUUUCAUGCGAUUAUCAGUGACCCGACGGACGAGGUGGUAGAUAAAGAGCUGGCCGAGCUGGUCAAGUUCGGAGUGACCUCUGUCAAGGUGUAUAUGACCUAUGCCGACAUGGCUCUUAAUGAUCGACAGAUGCUAGACAUCCUCGCUGGAUCCCGACGUCACGGACUGACCACGAUGGUCCACGCCGAGAACCACGAUAUCAUCGAGUGGAUGGCUGAGCGCCUGCUCAAGCAGGGCAUGUCGGAGCCGAUGCACCACGGUACCUCCCGCCCUCAGCUCGUCGAAGACGAAGCGACCCAGCGCGCGCUCGCCCUGGCUGAAGUGAUCGAUGCCCCGAUGCUGCUCGUUCACGUCUCAGCCAAGGAGGCGACGCGGGCUAUCCGGAAAGCCCAAACGAGAGGCCUGCCGAUCUAUGGCGAGACAUGUCCGCACUAUGCUCUGCUUACUGCUGAAAAGAUGCAGGCGCCUGGGUUCUUGGGUGCCAAGUGUGUCUGCUCUCCACCGCUGCGGAGUGACCCAUCAGACAAGGCGGGGAUCUGGGAGGGACUAGCCAAUGGGACUUUUACAGUACUCUCGUCUGAUCAUGCCCCUUUCAACUUCUUCGACGAGACCGGCAAGAAGUAUGGUCUGAUAGAAAAUACCACCAAGAACCCCGCUGGCAACUUCCGAGCCAUACCCAACGGCAUCCCAGGCAUCAAUACCCGCUCGCCUCUGCUCUGGUCAUACGGUGUCCUCGAGGGUCGUAUCUCGCGCCAGCGCUUUGUGGAGCUCAACUCGUCAAACGCUGCCAAGCUGUACGGUAUGUACCCCAAGAAAGGUACCAUCCAGCCUGGAUCCGACGCGGACUUUGUCAUUUGGCGCUCGGACGCUUCGCGCAAGUCGACGAUCAUUAAGCAGGAAAACAUGCACCAUGGAGUCGACUAUACGCCAUACGAGGAUAUGGAGGUCAAGGACUGGCCAAGGCUGGUGAUACUGCGGGGCGAGGUGGUUUACGAUGGAGAAAGUAAUCAGAUCAUGAACCAGCCUGGAGGCGGGGAGUUCAUCAAGCGGAGACUGAGCAGCUUGCCUGGACCAAGAGGUACCUCACGAGCGUGGAUCAAUGACUUCCAGCCACAUAAGAUCUAG
Dioszegia hungarica is the source of this 1509-nucleotide messenger RNA. RefSeq names its product dihydropyrimidinase. Gene Ontology annotation, cellular component: cytoplasm. The transcript has 8 exons. Bases 1 to 1509 code for a protein of 502 amino acids. NCBI's taxonomy places the organism in Eukaryota, Fungi, Basidiomycota, Tremellomycetes, Tremellales, Bulleribasidiaceae. Gene Ontology annotation, molecular function: hydrolase activity, acting on carbon-nitrogen (but not peptide) bonds. The record is from RefSeq and is a predicted model, not a curated record.